AUGGGUAUGCCGUACGCUAGCCCAUGGUUAUCACAGCUAUCGUCACUCACUCUUACUCGCUUGUCUUCUGCUUCCGUUUCUUCUCAAUCUUUCAGUCUCUUCAGCAGAAACUACACAAAAAUUAAAGUCAUCACUAACUUUUCUACUAAGCGACAGCUAAAACAGCCUAGUUUCAAAACGAUGGCUUCUUCAACACAAGUAGAUGCAACAGCCAAACACACUGCUCCUUACGGUUCUUGGAAGUCCCCAAUCACUGCUGACGUAGUCUCCGGCGCUUCCAAACGAAUCGCCGGCACCGCCGUUGACAGCCACGGUCACCUCUUCUGGGUUGAAUCUCGCCCCGCUGAAUCAGGGCGAGCGGUUCUUGUGAGAGAAGCCGAGAAAGCGGGAGAAGAACACACCGAUAUUACACCGAAAGAAUUUGCGGUGAGAACUACGGCUCAAGAGUAUGGUGGUGGCGCAUUCACGAUAUCAGGAGAUACUCUCAUUUUCUCUAAUUACAAAGAUCAACGGCUUUACAAGCAAUCUAUCAAUUUCAAAGAUUCUUCUCCUGUACCGCUUACACCGGAUUAUGGUGGACCGGUAGUUUCUUAUGCUGAUGGGGUCUUUGAUUUGCACUUUAACCGUUAUGUUACUGUAAUGGAAGAUCGUCGCUUGAGUAGUACAAAUUCAACCACAACGAUUGUAGCGAUAGGCCUCAAUGACAAGAGUAUCCAAGAGCCAAAGGUAUUAGCAAGUGGCAAUGACUUCUAUGCGUUCCCACGCAUAGACCCCAAAGGUGAACGGAUAGCAUGGAUACAAUGGGGUCACCCUAAUAUGCCAUGGGAUAAAACAGAGCUCUGGGUCGGCUAUAUUUCUGAAAAUGGAGAUAUUCACAAACGCAUUUGUGUUGCUGGUUGUGAUCCUGCCCUUGUGGAGGCUCCAACUGAGCCCAAGUGGUCCUCCAAAGGUGAUCAGGUCAACAAGGUAUAUGUUCUGAAAGUAGCCACUGGGUUGAUCACCUUCACAUCCAUUCCCAAAUCAUAUUCCUCAAACAUAGUCCUGGAAACGAGUUUGGGUCUUGAGCCUUUUAUCCCCCGAACUGAUUAUCCAUUCUUUGGACAACAGAUUGAAUCUGUCAACGAGGUGAAAGCUGUUUACUCCCUGAAUGCUGAGUUCUCGAAACCAUUGUGGGUUUUUGGCAUAAAUUCUUAUGAAAUUAUUCAGAACAAUGAAGGAAAGAACUUAAUUGCUUGCACUUACAGGCAGAAUGGAAGAUCAUUUCUUGGUAUUCUGGAUGACGUUCAAAGCUCAUUAUCUCUGCUUGAUAUUCCUUUCACCGACAUAGAUAAUAUUACUUCAGGGAACCAUUGCUUAUAUGUUGAGGGAGCAUCUGCAGUUCAUCCAUCAUCAGUGGCUAAGGUCACUUUAGAUGACUAUGGAUCCAAAGUUGUUGAUUUCACGAUUGUUUGGUCGUCUUCACCUGAUAGUUUGAAGUACAACUCCUACUUCAGUUUGCCAGAGUUGAUUGAAUUCCCAACAGAAGUUCCUGGUCAAAAUGCAUAUGCAUAUUUUUAUCCACCUUCUAAUCCCAAUUACCAAGCUAGUCAGGAAGAAAAGCCUCCAUUAUUGUUGAAAAGCCAUGGAGGGCCUACGAGCGAAACGCGUGGAAUCUUAAACUUGAGCAUCCAGUACUGGACCAGUCGUGGUUGGGCAUUUGUGGAUGUGAAUUACGGUGGAAGCACUGGUUAUGGUAGAGAAUAUCGAGAACGCUUGUUGGGUAAAUGGGGAAUUGUGGAUGUCAAUGACUGUUGCAGUUGUGCGAAAUUUUUGGUGGACAAUGGAAAGGUAGAUGGGGAUCGGCUUUGUAUAACUGGAGGCUCUGCUGGUGGCUAUACAACCUUAGCUGCUCUUGCUUUUAAAGAAACAUUUAAAGCUGGAGCUUCCUUGUAUGGUGUGGCUGACUUAAGCAUGUUGAGGGCAGAAACUCACAAAUUUGAGUCUCGUUACAUGGAUGCUCUUGUUGGUACUGACAAGGAUUACUAUGAGAGAUCGCCUAUCAAUUUUGUCAAUAGGUUUUCUUGCCCCAUCAUUCUAUUCCAAGGAUUGGAAGACAAGGUUGUACCCCCUGAUCAGGCUCGUCAAAUCUACCAGGCAUUGAAGAAAAAAGGUUUGCCAGUAGCGCUUGUGGAGUAUGAAGGAGAACAGCAUGGUUUCCGCAAGGCUGAGAACAUUAAGUUUACACUGGAACAACAGAUGCUGUUUUUUGCCCGUUUGGUUGGAAACUUUACUGUGGCAGAUGAGAUUACUCCAAUCAGAAUUGAUAACUUUGAUUAA
Dovyalis caffra is the source of this 2316-nucleotide messenger RNA. NCBI's taxonomy places the organism in Eukaryota, Viridiplantae, Streptophyta, Magnoliopsida, Malpighiales, Salicaceae. The record is from the annotation of a GenBank genome assembly.